This is a messenger RNA of Belonocnema kinseyi, 4798 nucleotides long. It is a transcript of the gene flfl, whose product is annotated as serine/threonine-protein phosphatase 4 regulatory subunit 3. The transcript has 5 exons. Gene Ontology annotation, molecular function: protein phosphatase activator activity. Bases 208 to 2658 code for a protein of 816 amino acids. Gene Ontology annotation, cellular component: protein phosphatase 4 complex; nucleoplasm. Gene Ontology annotation, biological process: DNA damage response; protein dephosphorylation. Lineage: Eukaryota; Metazoa; Arthropoda; Insecta; Hymenoptera; Cynipidae. The record is from RefSeq and is a predicted model, not a curated record.
AGUGCGCGAAUUAGAGAGACAAGUGUUACCACGAGUUGGGAUUUCAAAGUAUGAUUCUUAAAUUAAGUGUAAGAAUGAAUUGGUAAAAAAGUGAGACAAUCGUGUGCACAGAGAGUGAACUAAAAAAGUGAGGAGGUCCGAGUGAGAAACGUCAAAGUAAUGCUAGUUAGUCGAGGGUAAAUUUUAACCCCGUACAAUUCUUUCACCAUGACAGACACACGUAGAAGAGUCAAAUUGUACGCAUUGAACGUAGAUAGGCAAUGGGACGAUCGCGGCACGGGGCAUGUUUCCUCGUCGUAUGUUGACAGAUUGAAGGGAAUUUCGCUUCUGGUGAGAGCAGAGAGCGACGGUUCAGUUUUACUAGAAAGUAAAAUCCAGCCAGAUACUGCAUAUCAGAAACAACAGGAUACCCUGAUAGUAUGGUCCGAAGGAGACAACUUCGACCUUGCGCUGAGCUUCCAGGAGAAAGCAGGCUGCGACGAGAUAUGGGAGAAAAUAUGUCAGGUACAGGGGAAGGAUCCCUCGGUCGAGAUAACCCAGGACAUUGUCGAGGAAUCAGAAGACGAGAGAUUCGACGACAUGUCCGACUCUGCGCCACCAAUAGAGUUACCGCCCUGCGAACUCGGUCGCCUCGAAGACAUCAACGAGCUCAUAGGCAACUGCCUUCCAUCCCCCGUGAGGAAAGAAAAAUUAGCAAUGGCCCUCGAGUCCGAAGGCUACAUCAAAAAGCUCCUGAAUCUCUUCCACACCUGUGAGGACUUGGAGAACAUCGAGGGCCUCCAUCACCUGUACGACAUCUUCAAGAAUAUCUUCCUUCUCAACAAGAACGCCCUCUUCGAGGUUAUGUUCAGCGACGACACUAUAUUCGACGUCGUCGGCUGCCUAGAAUACGAGCCUACGUUACCCCAACGCAAAAGGCAUCGUGAGUAUCUCCAGCAACUCGCUAGAUUCAAACAAGCCAUCCCCAUUACAAAUGCCGAGCUCCUCGCCAAAAUUCAUCAAACUUACCGCGUUCAAUAUAUCCAAGAUGUCGUUCUCCCUACUCCCAGCGUCUUCGAGGACAACAUGCUCAGCACACUGAGCAGUUUCAUCUUUUUCAACAAGGUGGAGAUCGUCACUCUCAUUCAGGAUGACGAGAAAUUCCUCACGGAACUCUUUCGCCAGUUGACUGAUGAGACCACUUCCGAUUGUAAACGACGCGACCUGGUUCUCUUCCUCAAGGAAUUCUGCAACUACUCCCAAAAUCUGCAGCCCCAGGGAAAGGAGGCUUUUUAUAAAACCCUAACAGCGCUCGGCAUUUUGCCUGCUCUGGAGAUUACGCUAGCGAUUAAUGAUGCUCAGACUAAAACUGCAAGCAUCGACAUCCUGACUUACAUUGUCGAGUACUCGCCGAGCGUCGUGAGAGAUUAUACUCUACAGCAGAUUAACAAUACGGAACAGAAUCAGAUGCUCGUGAAUGUAGUUGUUGCACAGUUGGUGAACGAUACGGAUCCCGAAUUGGGUGGAGCUGUUCAACUUGCAGGGGUUCUUCGUCUUUUGUUGGACCCUGAGAACAUGCUGGCAUCUGUCAAUAAAUCGGAGAAGGCCGACUUUUUACAUUACUUUUACAAGAACAGCAUCGGUGUCUUGAUUGCUCCACUAUUGUCUAAUACGGCGGGAGAGAAACCGAUAAAGGAGGAUUACAGAACUGUCCAGUUGCUGGGAUUGAUAUUGGAGUUACUUUCAUUUUGCGUCGAGCAUCACUCGUAUCAUAUAAAGAACUGCAUUAUGAACAAAGAUUUGCUCAGAAGAAUAUUAGUGCUUAUGAAAUCCACGCACACGUUUCUUGUUCUGUGCGCUUUGAGGUUUAUGCGGAAAAUCAUAGCAUUGAAAGACGAGAUUUAUAAUAGACAUAUUAUUAAAGGGAAUCUAUUUGCACCAGUUUUCGACGCCUUCGUCAGGAAUAACGGGAGAUAUAAUCUUUUGGAUUCUGCCAUCUUGGAGAUGUUUGAGUUUAUCAAGCUGGUGAGUAUGGAGAUGAAUAAUAGUGAGGAUAUUAGAUCUUUGUGUUCGCACGUUGUAGAAAAUUUCUCGAAACAGCUGGAAGCUAUAAAUUACGUUCAAACGUUUAAAGCAUUAAAAUUGAAGCACGAACAGCACCAGGCCAAGCUCAAAGACCGAGACAGAGCUUCACUCGAUAGUGUACCAUCGAUAUUAAGAAAUAGUCGGUACCGGCGAGAUCAACGGCAGCUCGAUGAAGAUGAGGAAAUGUGGUUUAACGAAGAGGAGGACUUUGACGAGGGCGAAGCGGUAGUGCCAGCAGCAGCUGCCGAUUUGGUUCCACCAGCUUCGGCGAAAAAGCAACCACCAUCUCCAAAUCCUGCGCCCAAUCCCGUUCCUGCCGAUUCCAAAAGUCAGCAGCAACAGACUGUUCUAAACAACAAUACUUCCAGCACCACUGUAACCACACCGCAGACACAAGUUAGCAAUAGUGCGCCGCCAGUAGAAAGCGAGUCUCCUGUUUCGACCGAUAACAGUCCAAGUACUACUGUUAGUACUGCAGAAAAAACGGCCACAACUAUUUUCAAAAAGGGUCUGGUCGAUUACGAAGGAGAUUCGGAUGAAGAAGAGGAAGACUCGGAAUUGAGCCCGUCGCCAAAGCGGCAGCGGAUGUCAUAGUAGGCGAGCUGCCUGUCGGUAACACGAGUGCUAUGACCAUUAGUUGCCGUAUUCACCAGCUACCCGUGCAAACGGGUCGCUCCCGUUUCUUUGAUCUUCCGUUUUCUACACUGGUAGACCGGAAGUCGAGAACUCAUCGUCAUCGAUGUCGUCAUUUCGCUGAGGGACGUAUCGGCAAGAUACUUGGCAAAAGUCCUGAAAGAAAGAAACAAACAAAGAAAACAAGGCAAAGAAGGUAUCAAAGUGUGUGGUGGACGUUAAAACGCUUGUCUGAGCGGAAUUAUUGUGUACAGUUGCAUGAGAGUACGAGCAAAAUGGAACAAGAAUGAACCAAGAGAGCUGGGUAAAAGGAGAUGGAUGAGGUGAAGAAGAGUGUGAAAAAGUGUGAAGAGUCCCGAGAACAUCGGUAGUGGAUUUGUAAAGCAGAGCAGUAUCGGACUUUCUUGAUAUCUUCGUAAGAUAGAGAUAAGAAUUUACAAGAGUGUAUGUAAGUGAGUAAAGUGAAAAGUAAAUUGUAAUUCAUUCCAGUGGUUAAAAACGCCCCACACCAGUCGAAACUCUCCGACGAGAGACAAUUAGCGGGACAAAACAAAAGAGGUAAAUGACGCUCUGUUAGGCCUAGCCUCUCACAAGAACUGAAUUCUCAGCGUGCGUUUGGAAGGGUAAAAAUAUAAGGCUGCGGGGUGUAAUUGUGGGUGUUUUCUCCGGUAAGGUUAUACUUAAGAAAGUACGAUUUUAAAAGCAUUAACUUAGGGAAUGCAUCCUUUUACGCAGCACCGACUACGAAUUCGACCCAGUGUGUUUCAUCGACUCUCUCGAUCGCACUUGCUGGUUCUAUUGGCACAAACACCACUUUGGUCGCAGCAGGCGACUUGAAAGAGGACGAAUUGUAGAUUCGUAUCCAGUAAAACUGUGAGAUUAUUCGACUUUCUAUUGUACAUAUUAUACAUACGUAUGCACCCGGAGUUUCUUAAAUUGGCACGAUAUCCCCGAGAUUCGUGUGACAGAUAUAUAUGUAUGCUCUGUCUGAAUUUCUUAUCUCCUCGAGAUAUCUUCAAUGAGCUUUCCAAUGAAAUUUCUAUUAAUGUAAGUAGCGUAAAUUGUACAAUAAUCCUUUUAUUUGUGUAUCAUCGGCCGGCUUCACGUGUCCAGUACUAAUCUAUAGUUUAAGACCAGUUUCUAGAGUGUGAUUUUCACAUAAGGAAUUUCUUGAGAAUUUUGAAAGGAUCAAGUUCUGGAAAAAUUUCUCAAAUAAGAAUUUCUAACAGUCUAGUAAAAGAGUUCAGCCGAGUGAAGGGAGUAAAACAGUAGAGGCGAGUAAUUUGAGCCUUUCUUACAAUUAGCCUAAAUCGGGAACAGAAAUCGAUUGACGAAUAGAACACAGUGAUAUUGGAUAUCGGUGUACAAUUUCUCUUCGUUCAAACCGCGCGCACCUAGCUUGAAAAUUGCAAUCGCAGGUUAAUUCACCGUCACAUCUGCAGAGAACGAGUUUUUCCACACACAAAAACCCAAGUACAUUUUUGUAUCGCCUUUUUUCUACCGAACUAUCGCGAAGCGAAAUCAUAAGGUUUCCUGCCUGCAGUAUGUACCUAUAAAAGACCGACUAUCGUUUCCAAAUUUCAUGUACAGAAUUUUUUCUACUCUCGCGCUCAGCUCCAAUUUUUGCCACUUUUGCUCCAAAGAUCACUCGACGAUCUCGAUUGUUAGGAAUGAAUUUUUAGUACGUGACUACUCGUAUUUAAGAAUUUAAGUAAGCCAUUUUUUAUUGUUAGUUAAUAAAAGCAACAACAACACAAAAACAUAUACUUGUUGUUUUUCGCGUUUGUAUAACGAGUGGGAAAUUUAUUGGUAUUAUUGAAAGAGAAAGUUUUUAUACGCAGUCAAGUAUUUUCUGCAGAAAAGGAUUCCCUAUAUUUUAAUUUGCGACGAAAUCCUGUUCUUUCGAAUUGUUCAAAUAGUUGUGGAAAAUUAUUUUAGAUGGGAAAUUUCUGUGGACUCCUACUUUGAUCGCGUAUAAAAUUGGCUCGAAGGUGAAUGAAAAUGAAAUUAAUUUUCUGGAGCUGGGCGAAAAGCAAGAGCAUGCAACCUGAACUGACCACAGAAAGUUGUAAUAAAGGCUAACCAUAAAUUAGUUAAAGAA